CGGCCUUCUUCCUCUCUUUUCUCCACACUAAGUCCACGCGUGAAAAGCGGUCUACGCGCUUCAACUCCAGCAUCAUCUAAAAGCAGAGGGAUCUUAAGCCAUGGCAAGGCCCAGAGUUUUCUUCGAUAUCACCGCCAACGGCAGCCCACUCGGAAGAGUGGUCAUGGAGCUGAGAGCUGAUGUUGUACCCAGAACAGCAGAGAAUUUCAGGCAGCUGUGCACAGGACAGCCUGGCUAUGGCUACAAAGGAUCCAUCUUCCACCGUAUCAUCCCUAACUUCAUGUGUCAGGGUGGUGACUUCACAAAGCACAAUGGAACUGGUGGCAAGUCCAUUUAUGGCAACAAGUUUGAAGAUGAGAAUUUCACACUGAAACACACCAGCGCUGGUAUUCUGUCUAUGGCCAAUGCUGGACCCAACACCAAUGGUUCCCAGUUUUUCAUCUGCACAGAAGUUACUUCAUGGCUGGACGGCAAGCACGUUGUCUUUGGACAGGUUGUGGAGGGCAUGGAUGUUGUCAAGAAAAUGGAGGGUUAUGGCACCAGCAGUGGAAAAACCAGUGCCAAGAUUGUCAUUGCUGACUGUGGCCAGCUGUAAACACCUCAAACACCAACUUUCACCCAAACCCUAGUCUAGUACCUCUGAGUGCUCCCUCUUCUGAAUCCUGCCGCUUACCGCAACAUUCCUCCAAAUUUUAUAACCCCCUCAUCCCUCAGUCAUCCAUCAUUGUCCUUUGACAAGUUACCAUUUUGCCGUUUUCAUUUGCAAAUGAGUUCCUGUAGGCUUAUUUGUCAAAAUCUGGAAAUAAAAGAAGUAUUUGGCCUUUG
This is a messenger RNA of Myxocyprinus asiaticus (Chinese sucker), 825 nucleotides long. Its product is annotated as peptidyl-prolyl cis-trans isomerase-like. The coding region runs from base 101 to 595 and encodes 164 amino acids. Gene Ontology annotation, cellular component: intracellular membrane-bounded organelle. Lineage: Eukaryota; Metazoa; Chordata; Actinopteri; Cypriniformes; Catostomidae. The transcript has 5 exons. Gene Ontology annotation, biological process: protein folding; protein peptidyl-prolyl isomerization. The record is from RefSeq and is a predicted model, not a curated record. Gene Ontology annotation, molecular function: peptidyl-prolyl cis-trans isomerase activity.